UUGUAUAAGAGGGGACUACACUCUCCGGCAAUGCAGCAGCAGUGCAUCUUUCGUGGGGAAAAUGGCGAAUUUCAGGAGGGUUUUACAUAGAAUCCCCGGAGUCCUCAAUUCGUCGCCUUUUCACUCCCGAGUCACCGCCCCGACCUCACCGAUCCACUCUCAAUUUCUUCGCAGGCAUUCCGUUGGCUCGAUUUUGAGGUUUUAUUCUUCUAACCAGUCACUAGAUGUUGAUUUCUCCAACGAAGAAAGCAAAAGGCGCUUAUGCAACAGGCUGCUAUAUAGAAGCAGACAAAGAGGGUUUCUGGAGCUGGACUUGAUUUUGGGGAAAUGGGUUGAGGAGCAUAUCCAUUCUAUGGAUGAAAAUGGAAUUAAAUCCCUUGUUAAUGUUCUUGACCAGGAAAAUCCAGAUUUGUGGAAGUGGGUGACAGACCAGGAAAAACCUCCUGAGAGUAUAGAGGCUAAUCCUGUGAGACAUGUUUUUGCUGCCGUGCGUGAGAAUGUUAUAAAAAAUCUGAACAACCAUGCUGCCCCUGAAACAAGGGCAAACCCUGGACGAUCAUGGGUGAGAGGAUGGGACGAUUUCAAGAAAGGACGGGACAGCCCUGUAUCUGGGAACCAGUAGCUCGGACACAGCACACAAAGCCUAGAUUGUGUCAUGGAGUAUGUUCUUUUCUAUCUGAAGAAAAAAUGGUCAUUUGUAAUAUAUAUAUAUGUUUUAGGACGACCUUGACAGAAAUAAGAGCUAGCUAUGGGAAUGCCAAGAUAAGAGCCAUGUUCUCACAAUUGACGUUGUUCCUCGCAUAUGUAGUGCAUCAAAUGCAAAAAUAAUCGAGUUACUUGGUAUGCGACUUCCAAGUUGGAUC
Diospyros lotus (date-plum) is the source of this 863-nucleotide messenger RNA. RefSeq names its product succinate dehydrogenase assembly factor 2, mitochondrial. Gene Ontology annotation, biological process: tricarboxylic acid cycle; protein-FAD linkage; mitochondrial electron transport, succinate to ubiquinone. Gene Ontology annotation, cellular component: mitochondrion. NCBI's taxonomy places the organism in Eukaryota, Viridiplantae, Streptophyta, Magnoliopsida, Ericales, Ebenaceae. The transcript is spliced from 5 exons. The record is from RefSeq and is a predicted model, not a curated record. Bases 62 to 622 code for a protein of 186 amino acids.